AGGUUUGGGCUCUCCCAAACCUCUCCCAAGCUCCCUUUCAAAGGAGACACAAUCUCAGAGUGAUAAUCUUAAAGGGAACAGUUCCCUUCCCUCUUCACUUCCUUGUUUGUUUGUUUUUGUCUCUUUUUACAAAUAUUCUCAGGUCUCCCCAGCCUAAAAAAUUCUUCCCUUGAUUUGUUAUAUUAUUAAGCUUUAUUCCUCUCUUCUUCACUUCACUUAGUUGCUUACAAUGCCUAGAACUUAAUAAACACUUGGUCUUUUCUUCCCUCCUGCCCCCCAUAGUAGAUGUCCAGGCCCAGAAGAGAGUAGCUAAACAAGUUAGUUAUAGCUUUACACUAGUGUCUCUAUGUUUAUACACCUAAGUCAAUGCUCAACCUUUGAGCAUCCCAGAGUGAUCUGGGUAAAAGUAGAGAGCCCCUAGCCAAGGGAAAUUCAGUGCUUUCCGUUUAUCGGAUGAUCCCUCCCUCCACCCUUUUGAUUGGCACUUCCUCUUUCUGCCAAGUCCUGCUCUGCAGUCAUUUGUUAGGUCCCUGGGAUAUCUCAGCCUCAAGCCCACCUGGCUCUGUUCUCUGCUAGAACCGGGACAAGAGGACGAGAAAGCCAGUUCAUAGAGUCAAUUGUCGCCUCCGAAGAGUGGUCAGGGAGUGCUACAGCUGCUCAGAAUGGCAUCCCCUGGAAAUGAGAGGCCAUCACUUUGCUUUAGAGAAGAAAACUUGCUACCAAUGAGAGAUUCCAGCUCAUUGUUUGCUGGAUCUUCAAGGAGGGAGCAGAAGUUUUGGCAGGAGCAUCACAACAAAGGGAGCAGUAAUCAAGAGGUCCAAAAACAAAUGAGGCAGAUCAACUCGGGCAAAACAAGAUGCAAACCAAUCAAUACCAUCAUUCACAGCCCAAAGGACACGAUCAAGGAUAUCUGCACCGAUCCCAGCAGCAAGAAUGUGCCUUGCAAGAACGGGCGAGACAACUGCUUUGUAGGUGCAAAGCCACACCCUGUCACCAUCUGUGAGGAGAAGGCAAACUCUCAGCCUGGUAAAUGUCGCUACAACUGCACAAAGAAAGAAGCAGUCAAAGUCACUGUGGCCUGUGAGAAUGGGAGGCCUGUGCAUCUCGAACGCACCCAUGAUGAACUGUGAUUACCCUGAAAUGUUCUCCUUUUGAAAGAUGAUCCACUCUUCCAGCGAUAGAAGCAAGAGCUGUCAUAUAGACUAGGCUCAUUUGCUUUCCUUAAAACCAUCCUCAAACCUAAUUAACCCUUGAUUUUGCAAUUCUAGGGGCUAAAGAACAAAAGCCAGAGAAGUAAGCAGGAGUUGCUUUCCUUCCUCAAGCUAUCCUGAAGUGCCAGCCCAAUCUAUGGUCCAGGAAAUAUACCCGACUAAAUCAAUGCUAUGUCCUUGCUGAGUAUACUUUCUGUGUCAGAGCUAAGUAAACCUUUUUUAACUGUU
Molecule: messenger RNA, 1439 nt
Organism: Antechinus flavipes (yellow-footed antechinus)
Lineage: Eukaryota; Metazoa; Chordata; Mammalia; Dasyuromorphia; Dasyuridae
Product: ribonuclease pancreatic-like
Exons: 3
Coding region: 663-1130 (155 amino acids)
Molecular function (GO): RNA nuclease activity; nucleic acid binding
Source: RefSeq, a predicted model, not a curated record